This is a messenger RNA of Brugia malayi, 1254 nucleotides long. RefSeq lists its product as uncharacterized. The transcript is spliced from 7 exons. Gene Ontology annotation, biological process: cell differentiation; anatomical structure morphogenesis; regulation of transcription by RNA polymerase II. The record is from RefSeq and is a predicted model, not a curated record. NCBI's taxonomy places the organism in Eukaryota, Metazoa, Nematoda, Chromadorea, Rhabditida, Onchocercidae. Bases 1 to 1254 code for a protein of 417 amino acids. Gene Ontology annotation, molecular function: DNA-binding transcription factor activity, RNA polymerase II-specific; RNA polymerase II cis-regulatory region sequence-specific DNA binding.
AUGCGUUUUUCGAUGGAAUCAAUAUUGUGCGGUCAAAUAAAGAACAAUAGUGCUAAAGGGCGCAAACGAUCACAUGAAAGUUGCAACAAAGACGCCUUUGGUAACAGAAAUAAAUGCAAAGAAUCAAGCAGUGAGGUUUUGAGGGCAAGUACAAGUCCAGAUCGACCGGAAAGUUCAUCAUUAAACAGCACUAAUAAUAUUGUAACAUCUGUUCAAGGUUCAAGCUCAGGAUCAUCACACUUAACUGACUACAGCUUUUUUGCGGAUGAACACACUCACCAGACUAGUUAUAGUACAAAAUACACGAGGUACUCUAAAUCAGGAAGGCAGGGAAGAAUCGACAUCAGCAGAAAUGCUUGUAGUGAUGGCAAAAUAGGUAUCAUCAGCUCUUCUAGAUCGGAAGGUUCAGCAUCACCAAAGUGGUCAACUAAUUUUACCAAGGAUACUAAUCGACCUGGUUCAAGCUUGGAAAUAUAUCACGAACCUCUCAGUUUUAGUUCAGAUGAUGAGGGCCAGUGCGAAGAUAAUUCGAGGCAGACGAACAAGCACAGCAGUAACCGAAGCAAGUCUAGCACAACUAAACCAGCUUACUCAUACAUUGCUUUGAUUGCAAUGGCAAUCCUGAAUAGUCCCGACAAGAAGUUGACUUUGUCACAGAUAUGCGACUUUAUUAUUAACCGAUUUCAGUACUAUCGAGAAAAAUUUCCUGCAUGGCAAAAUUCAAUCAGGCAUAACUUGAGUUUAAAUGAUUGUUUCGUUAAAAUUCCACGAGAACCAGGGAAUCCCGGGAAAGGAAAUUAUUGGGCCUUAGAUCCGAAAGCUGAGGAUAUGUUCGAUAAUGGAUCAUUUCUUAGACGUCGCAAAAGAUUUAAACGCCAGCAACCAGAACAGGAUUAUCAGUCAGUUGCUUAUCCUGGAACAACGUUCUUACCUCCAGGACCACCUUUUCUAGCUUCAGCAUUCAUUGGAACCCCUGGUGUUUCACCACUUCCGCGAUUAACACCCAUCAGACCGGCUCCGUCGUUGGCAUUUCCACCACUUGUGCCUCGUUUACCUGAAGGUUUUCCACCUCGAAUUCCUGUCGCUAAUCCACGAACAUUAAUGAUACCACCAGCUACGCAUGCACCCUCACCUUUUCCAUGUAUUCCCACGGGUAUAUCACCAACUGCUGAUCAUCAGAAACUGCUUGCUACAAUAGCCGCAAAAGUUAUAGCAUCAUCGCAAAGCGACAGUAUCCCUACGACUUACAAAUAA